AUGUUUUCUUCCACGGUCCUCGCCUUCACCUUGCUGGCGACCCUUGUCGCCGGACAGGGCGUUACCUCUGCCAUGUCUCCUGAGGCAAGCCCACCAGCUAGCUGUGUUGCAUCCUAUCCCGGUACCUUCGAGAUCACGGUUGCGAAGGUCGAGGGUGCCGUGAAGCGUGAUACCAACGCCAUUGCCAAGCGCAAUGACUGCUCCACCGACGGCAUUCUGGUUGCUACCCUCGAGAACGGAGUCCUCAAGGACUCUCAGUCCCGCACCGGUUACAUCGCCGCAAACUACCAGUUCCAGUUUGACCAGCCUGCCCAGACUGGCGCUAUCUUCACUGCUGGUUUCUCCGCGUGUGGAAACGGCUCCCUCGCGCUCGGCGGCUCGGCUGUUUUCUAUGAGUGUGCGAGCGGCGACUUUUUCAACCUCUACGACCGCUCUUGGGCACCUCAGUGUUCUCCCGUUGAGAUCCUCAUCAUGGAGUGUGGUGGCAACGCCGGCGAGGCUGGUGAUGGACAGGUCGUCGGAACGGAGAUCGUGACCACAACUAUCGUCUCCGCCCUCAGCGACGGACAGCCCCAAGUUCGAACGACCACGACUGGAGUCCCGCUUUGCCAGGUCUCUCAGAUCGCGGACGGCCAGCUCCAGGUCGGCACCACACCGUGUGCUAGCAUCACCACGACGCCUGUGGCGACAUCGACCCCAGUGCCCGUGUCGCAGCAGUCUGACGGCCAAAUCCAGGUUACCCCUCCCGCUUCCGUUCCUACUGUGACGAACGCCCCGGCGCCACCUGAGGUAACCCCCUCUGCUCCUGCUGGCAGUGCCCCCGCUGGCAGUGCCCCCGCCGGCAGUGCCCCCGCCGGCAGCGCACCCGCCGAGUCGGGCAGCAGUGUCGCCCUGCCUUCCGAGACCCAGCCCGCAUCGCCUGGCACCACGCUAUCCACCACCGCCUCCUCGGGAGGUGGAGCUUCCGGCACGUCCCCGGCCUCGAGCCCGGCCACUUCUGCCCCGGCGACCGGCGGCGGUGCCACUGUCCGGGCGGCUUCCAUGGGCGCCCUCGUCAUCGGCGUCAUUGGCGCUGUUGCGUUCCUCUAG
Diaporthe citri is the source of this 1089-nucleotide messenger RNA. RefSeq lists its product as uncharacterized. Lineage: Eukaryota; Fungi; Ascomycota; Sordariomycetes; Diaporthales; Diaporthaceae. Gene Ontology annotation, molecular function: structural constituent of cell wall. The transcript is spliced from 3 exons. The record is from RefSeq and is a predicted model, not a curated record. The coding region runs from base 1 to 1089 and encodes 362 amino acids. Gene Ontology annotation, cellular component: fungal-type cell wall. Gene Ontology annotation, biological process: fungal-type cell wall organization.